Oenanthe melanoleuca is the source of this 2581-nucleotide messenger RNA. RefSeq names its product VRK serine/threonine kinase 1 (gene VRK1). Bases 1 to 1362 code for a protein of 453 amino acids. Gene Ontology annotation, molecular function: protein serine/threonine kinase activity; ATP binding. The transcript has 13 exons. Gene Ontology annotation, cellular component: cytoplasm; nucleus. Gene Ontology annotation, biological process: peptidyl-serine phosphorylation; signal transduction. The record is from RefSeq and is a predicted model, not a curated record. Lineage: Eukaryota; Metazoa; Chordata; Aves; Passeriformes; Muscicapidae.
AUGGGCGCGGGCGAUGCUGGGAGGUGGCGCCGGGGCGGGCGGGCCGCCUGUGGCCGCGGGCAGUGCGGGAAUUUCGGACCGGGAGGAAGGAGCGGCGUCGGGCCCGCUCGCGCAGGAGGGAAAAUGCCGAAUAAGAAAAUGGCUGGAAAAAGAGCCCCUGCAAAAAGGAAACUUGCUGAAGUGUUUGGUUUGGGGGAGGUUCUAGCAGAUACAUCAAGAAAAGAAUGGAAAUUAGGUGUUCCUAUAGGGCAGGGAGGCUUUGGUCGCCUAUACCUUGCUGAUGUUAAUUCUUCAAAGUCGGUUGGCAGUGAUGCCCCUUAUGUUGCGAAAGUGGAACCCAGCCAGAAUGGACCUCUCUUUACUGAGUUAAAGUUCUACAUGCGAGCUGCUAAGCCAGAUGAAAUUCAGAAGUGGACUAAGUCCCAUAAACUGAAAUAUUUAGGUGUACCAAGAUAUUGGGGUUCUGGCUUGCAUGAAAGAAAUGGAAACAGCUAUCGAUUUAUGAUAAUGGACAGAUUUGGCAGAGAUCUUCAGAAGCUGUAUGAAGAGAAUGCAAAGCAAUUUUCCCAUAAAACUGUUCUACAAUUAGGCCUGAGAAUACUUGAUAUUCUGGAAUAUGUCCAUGAGCAUGAAUAUGUGCAUGGAGACAUCAAGGCCGCAAACCUCCUUCUGAGUUACAAGAACCCUAAUCAGGUGUACUUGGUGGAUUACGGACUUGCCUAUCGAUACUGUCCUGAAGGAGUUCACAAAGUAUAUAAAGAAGAUCCUAAAAGGUGCCAUGAUGGAACUAUUGAAUAUACCAGUAUUGAUGCACACAAGGGUGUAGCACCAUCAAGACGUGGUGAUCUGGAGAUCUUGGGUUACUGUAUGGUUCAUUGGCUUAGUGGCCAUCUACCAUGGGAAGAUAAUUUGAAAGAUCCAAAUUUUGUCAGAGACUCAAAAAUCAGAUGUAGAGAUAAUAUUUCCAUUUUGAUGGACAAAUGCUUUCCUGGGAAAAAUAAACCAGAUGAGAUAACCAAAUAUAUGGAAAAGGUGAAGCUACUCAGCUAUGAAGAGAAACCUGUUUAUCAGCAUUUCCGAGAAAUACUUCUGCAAGGUCUCAAGGCCAUUGGACAGAAAGAUGAUGGCGUGCUUGACUUUGGCUUGGCAGAGAAUGGAGACUUUCAAAGAAAUCCCAUGCAAAAGAAGAAAAGAAAGGCAGCAGCUGCCGCCAGUGAGAGCGCUGAGGUGGAAAUAGAAGAUACAGGAAGUCCAAAAAAAAAGAGAGCUGCUACUUCUAAUGCAGUUGCUACCAGAACCCAGAAGAUGACAUCGCCAAAACCCAAGAAAAGCACAGCAACCAGAAAGAGAGUCCAGAAGUAAAUAAUAUAUGGAGCAACAAAUUAAGUUGCUCUGUGGCUCAUUUCUGUGGGUUUUAUUUUUUUGGGUUUUUUGUUUUGUUUUGGUUUUGUUUUUUUGGGUUUUUAUGUAGCACUGGAAUAUUUUUCCUUUUUAAAUGAUGAAUCCUGUAAAAACAUGGACUUCUGUUUGUACCUGUUUUUGAAGAAUAAAUGUUUUAUUAAAAUAUUUGCAUAAUUUAUGUGCACUUAAAUACUAAUGCAAAAUUUUGCCAACUUUUGAAGUGGGGAUGCAUUUCUAUUCUUUAUAUACGUGAAUUUAUGUCUUACAGGCAAACUAAAAGAGAGUGCUUUUUUCUGCUUUGUAAUGUAGAGAUAAAGCCCUAUUUAAUAGUUUCAUUAUGGAUACUGUAUAAGAAACAGCAGUGUUGCAUCUGAUUUCUUACAGUUUUGAGUAAAAUCAUAUUGGUAAUCACCUAAAUGUGGAAUGAGAUGAAGUCUGAAAAGCAGAAAUCGCUUUUAAAUACAUUUCAGGUUUCUGAAUUGAAAACAGAACAUAAGGCAAAAAAUCAUGUCCUUCCAUUCUAGUUUGGAUAAAAUGCAUUCUUUGGAAGACAGGUACAGAAUUUUAGCCAUUUUUUUGCAUAGUAUUUGUAUUUGUAUCACUUUUCCAAUUAUUCGCAGUUUCUUUGGAAAGAAAGAGAUCUCAACCACAUCCUCAGGUUUUCUUUUUAUAUUAGUGAAAAGAUUAGAAUAUAAUUGUGAGUAACUUUGUGCAGGAUCCAGUUCCAGUGAAAUACUGUUUCAUGUCUGCUUCUCAUAGCAAUAAUGGUUUACCUUUUUAAUACUUGAGGAGUUGUAAUCUUCCAAAUCCUUUUGUAAAAGUAGUUCCUUGGUUAGCUUUGAGUCCCUUCAGUCCCUUCUUUGUAAGUCAAAGAAUAAUGUUGAAUUCCAGUGUGAAACACUGCUACUUUUCAUAUAUCUACUGCAACAUGCACGUAAUAAGGCAUGAACAUCAUUCUUAUCAGGGCAACUGAAAGUUUGGCAAAACAAAAGGAAUCCAUAUGAGCCAGUGAGAGUGUAUUCGUGUGGAUGUCCAGCUUGCUCAAUUGUAUAAUGUCUGAGUAGCAACUCAUGAGAUUAAAUAAAUAUGUUGUAGCAUGAAAUGUUGAGUGAAUGAAUGAAUGAUGUUAUGUUUUGUAACAAGAGAAUCCAUUGUUUUGAAAUAAAACUGGAAUACCAUA